AUGGCGACCGUAAACACAAAGACCGGCAAGGUCGUUGACCGCGCGGUCUUGGACUCAAUGCUCCGGCGCCGGCUUUUCUACACCCCUUCUUUCGAGAUCUACGGAGGUGUUUCCGGUCUUUACGACUACGGCCCCCCCGGUACCGCCCUGCUGAACAACAUUGUUGACUUGUGGCGCAAGCAUUUCGUGCUGGAGGAAGACAUGCUGGAAGUGGACUGCACCAUGCUCACCCCGCAUGAGAUUCUGAAGACCAGCGGACACGUCGACAAGUUCGCCGAUUGGAUGUGCAAGGACCCCAAGACUGGCGAAAUCUUCCGCGCGGAUCACUUGGUAGAGGAAGUUUUCGAGGCUCGCUUGAAGGGCGACAAAGAGGCGCGUGGUCAAAAGGUGGUCGUGGACGAGGAAAAGGAAGCAAAGAAGAAGAAGAAGGCAAAGGACGCAAAGGCCGUCAAGCUUGAUGAUGCCCUCGUCAAGGAAUACGAGGAGAUUUUGGCGCAGAUUGAUAACUUCGACGGUCCUCAAUUGGAAGAGAUCAUCGCCAAAUACGACAUCAGAAACCCGACGACCGAUGGCAACCUCCUUCCUCCCGUCGCUUUCAACCUCAUGUUCCAGACCUCAAUUGGCCCUAGCAGCAACAUGCCGGGUUACCUGCGGCCUGAAACCGCUCAGGGUCAGUUCCUGAACUUCCAGAAGCUGCUGGAGUUCAAUCAACAAUCCAUGCCUUUCGCAUCGGCCUCCAUCGGCAAGUCUUUCCGUAACGAGAUUUCGCCUCGCGCGGGUCUGUUGCGCGUGCGUGAGUUCCUCAUGGCCGAGAUUGAACAUUACGUGGACCCCGAGGGUGGCAAGAAGCAUCACCGCUUCGAGGAAGUUAAGGAUAUUGAAAUGUCUUUCCUCAACCGUAACGUUCAGCUCUCUGGAAGCACGAAGACUGAGAAGAUGACCAUCGGUAAGGCGGUUGAGACCGGUAUGGUCGACAAUGAGACACUUGGAUACUUUAUUGCCCGUAUCCAGCUGUUCCUUCUCAAGCUCGGCGUGGACCCGAACAAGCUCCGCUUCCGUCAGCACAUGGCUAACGAGAUGGCUCACUACGCCGCUGAUUGCUGGGAUGCGGAACUGCUGACCAGCUACGGAUGGAUUGAAUGUGUUGGCUGCGCUGAUCGGAGUGCCUACGACUUGACAGUGCACAAGAACAAGACCGGUGCACCUCUUGUUGUCCGCGAGCCCCGGGCCGAGCCUUUGAAGGUCGAGGAGUGGCAGGUUGAUUUGGACAAGAAGAAGUUCGGACCUCGUUUCAAGAAGGACGGCAAGGCCGUCGCGGCUGCCGUCGAGUCACUCUCUCAGGAGCUCCGUGAGAAGUUGGCCAUCGAUCUGGAGAAGAAUGGCAAGAUCGAGGUGGAUGUGGACGGUGUUGGCUCUGGUAAGGUGGAGCUCGACCAGGACAUUGUCAAGAUCGAGAAACGCACGCGCGUGGAGAACGUUCGCGAGUACACACCCAAUGUCAUUGAGCCUUCGUUUGGCAUUGGUAGAAUCCUGUAUAGCAUGAUUGAGCAUGUUUACUGGGCCCGUGAAGAAGAUGAAGCCCGUGGUGUUCUCUCCUUCCCCCCUGUGAUCGCUCCCACCAAGGUUCUGAUUGUUCCUCUCUCGACACACGCAUCCUUCCGUCCCCUUCUGCAGCAGCUGAUGACCAAGUUGCGGCGCAUGGGUAUCUCCAAUCGCGUCGAUGACUCCUCCGCCAGUAUCGGCAAGCGCUACGCGCGUAAUGACGAACUGGGCACACCUUUCGGGAUCACGGUUGACUUCCAGUCGGUGAAGGACAACACCUUCACUUUGCGUGACCGUGACACAACCAAGCAGGUGCGUGCCAGUGAGGAUGAGAUUCUGCAGGCGAUCAGGUCCCUGGUGGAUGGUGAGAAGACAUGGGAAGAUAUUCGCAAGGAACUUCCUGAAUUUACUGGACAGGAGGUUGAUUAG
Molecule: messenger RNA, 1971 nt
Organism: Aspergillus viridinutans
Lineage: Eukaryota; Fungi; Ascomycota; Eurotiomycetes; Eurotiales; Aspergillaceae
Product: glycine--tRNA ligase
Exons: 2
Coding region: 1-1971 (656 amino acids)
Biological process (GO): mitochondrial glycyl-tRNA aminoacylation
Cellular component (GO): mitochondrion; cytoplasm
Molecular function (GO): ATP binding; glycine-tRNA ligase activity
Source: RefSeq, a predicted model, not a curated record